UAAAUGGCUCUGGACCUCUAAUAUUCAGUGCUAAUACCUCGGGCAACAUCAUGAAUAAACUAGUGACUUUGUAUGCUGUCUUGUUGGGGGCAGCCUGCCAUCUCGCCCAGACGUACGACUUUCAGGAUGCCACCUUUAAUGAAAUAUUGUCUUCGGAUUUCGAGGAUAUCUUCGAUUCUCUGGAUAACACCUACCUUCAUCCAAGAGCAAAACGUAACGAAGAAGCUGUGAAUUCCGAUGAAAAAUGUAGACGACGUCAUCACCGCAAGCCAAAACUUUGUUGUGGUGAAGACGUUUUGGACUCUCUCCAGGAAAAAGAAAAGGAGAUUGUUAGACUCUGCUUUAAAGAUAUUACUGGAGGUGUUAAGGAAAGCAAACCUGAUCGAGGUUUUGGAAAUCACCGGAAUUUUGACCUGUUCAGUUGUGAAGCUGUGGAAAAGAGGAAAAGCGAUAUGAUUUGCGUGGAGCAGUGCAAGCUGCAGAAACAAGGACUGGUCUCUGACGAUGGAUCACCAAAACCGGAACAAAUUUCCACCUACCUCAAAGAAGCAUUCACGACACAAACCUGGUUUGAAAAAGUUUCACAGGGAAUUGUAGAGAAAUGUGUCAACGAAGCCAUAAAUGCAACAAAAAAUCCAGUAAAGUUCUACACUGAGGGCAAUAAACUUUGUAGCCGUUCCGGCAUUGUUCUGAAACACUGCUUAUUUAACUCAAUCCAACUGAGUUGCCCUGCUGGUCAAAUUAAGGAUAAAAAUGCUUGCGAACGAUUCCAAGAGAGAGCCAAGAAGGGCAAGGAUUUAUUUGAUCAACCCCCUGGACCGCCACCAUUCGAUGAUAACAGAGAAGAACAAAUAUAACCUAUUUGGGAUAGCAUUUAUAGGCCUUAAGGUUUAUUACCUCAACUUAAACAGGGUUAUAGAAAUAUGAUGGAAACCUAAUCUUAAGUCACUAAUAAAUCAGAUAAUAAACAUCUUUUCCGUUGUAAUAGUUUGCACUUGGCAUUGUAGUGCAAAAAAAACGUACAUAAGUAAAAUUUACCUUCAUUUCAGUUUAUAUUCCUAAAAUGUUUCCUAUUUGUAACUACAUGGUAUUAACUUUAAGUGAUAUGGAAAUAGUAUUGAAUAAAUAACAAAUUUCAUAUAUUGAAAUUAGGAAGUAAGUAAGUGAA
Molecule: messenger RNA, 1168 nt
Organism: Dendroctonus ponderosae (mountain pine beetle)
Lineage: Eukaryota; Metazoa; Arthropoda; Insecta; Coleoptera; Curculionidae
Exons: 5
Coding region: 51-857 (268 amino acids)
Molecular function (GO): odorant binding
Source: RefSeq, a predicted model, not a curated record